Messenger RNA from Aspergillus piperis CBS 112811, 558 nucleotides. RefSeq names its product pre-rRNA-processing TSR2 family protein. The record is from RefSeq and is a predicted model, not a curated record. The transcript has a single exon. Lineage: Eukaryota; Fungi; Ascomycota; Eurotiomycetes; Eurotiales; Aspergillaceae. Gene Ontology annotation, biological process: maturation of SSU-rRNA from tricistronic rRNA transcript (SSU-rRNA, 5.8S rRNA, LSU-rRNA). Bases 1 to 558 code for a protein of 185 amino acids. Gene Ontology annotation, cellular component: nucleus.
AUGACCACCCAACAACCCCCCCAAACAGCAACCCAAUACCUCGACCUGGGAAUAACCCUCGCGAUCAACGCCUGGCCAGCCCUCACAUUGGCCGUGCAAUCCAACUGGGGCGGUCCGACCUCCUCCGACAAGCGCGACUGGCUCUGCGGCGCCAUCUCGGAGAUGAUCCAGGAGCGACCCGAAACAGACGCCGAGGAUCUCGAGGACGUGCUUAUUCAGGUGAUGAACGAUGAGUUCGAUGUCGUGGUGGAUGAUGAGAGUGCGGGCAUGGUUGCCGUGCAGAUUAUGGAGAUGAAGGGGCAGACGGAGAAGGGCGAGUUCGGGGCCAUCCAGGAGAUGUGGGAGAAGUGGCAGAGUAAGAAGGGUGCCUCGGGGAUUGAAGGGUUUAAGAGAGGGGAAGAUCAGGAGGAUGAUGAUGAUAGUGAGGAGGAUGAGGAUGAGGAUAUGGAGAUGGAUGAUGCGCCGGCGCCGGCGUUGGUGAGGGCGCCGAGGGAGAAGGUUGAGCCUGAGGUGGAUGAGGAUGGGUUUAUGACUGUUGUUUCGAAGAAGAGGAGGUAG